CCUACCGGCGUCGGCAGCUCAGUGCGCAGGCGUGGCGGGCGGGUUUCCCCUGGCUACAGCCGGCGCUGCCGCCCGCUGCUCGGCCGCCCUGCGCCAUGGCGGGCUGCGCGGCGCGGGCUCCGCCGGGCUCCGAGGCGCGCCUCAGCCUCGCCGCCUUCCUGCUGGGCGCCUCGGUGCUUGCGCUGCCGCUGCUCACGCGCGCCGGCCUGCAGGGCCGCACCGGGCUGGCGCUCUACGUGGCCGGGCUCAACGCGCUGCUGCUGCUGCUCUAUCGGCCGCCGCGCUACCAGAUAGCCGUCCGAGCUUGCUUCCUUGGCUUCGUGUUCGGCUGUGGGGUGCUGCUAAGUUUUAGCCAGUCUUCUUGGAAUCACUUUGGCUGGUAUAUGUGCUCGCUGUCAUUGUUCCACUAUUCUGAAUACUUGGUCACAGCCGUCAACAACCCCAAAAGUCUGUCUUUGGACUCCUUUCUCCUGAAUCACAGUCUGGAGUACACAGUAGCUGCUCUUUCUUCUUGGAUAGAGUUCACACUUGAAAAUAUCUUUUGGCCAGAACUGAAGCAGAUCACCUGGCUCAGUGCCACCGGCCUGCUGAUGGUGGUCUUUGGCGAAUGUCUGAGGAAAGCGGCCAUGUUUACAGCGGGUUCCAAUUUCAACCAUGUGGUGCAGAAUGAAAAAUCCGAAACCCAUACUCUGGUGACAAGUGGAGUGUACGCUUGGUUCCGGCAUCCUUCUUACGUUGGCUGGUUUUACUGGAGUAUUGGAACCCAGGUGAUGCUGUGCAACCCCAUCUGUGGCGUUGGCUACGCUCUGACGGUGUGGCGAUUCUUCCGCGAUCGAACGGAAGAAGAGGAAAUCUCAUUAAUUCACUUUUUUGGAGAGGAGUACCUGGAGUAUAAGAAGCGGGUACCCACCGGCCUGCCUUUCAUCAAAGGAGUCAAGGUGGAGCUAUGACAGGCCGGGGGCCAAGGGGCCUCCCGCUCUGUGCAACCCAGGACGGACCUGCCUCUGGUCGGCCACUCUGCGGAAUGCAUCUCCUUAAUCAUUUUAUAUGUCACCCGGUACUCUUCCGGAAUAUCACUCAAGACCAAACGGUCAGAAGUCCGUAGGACCAGAGGACCCCACCCCCCCACGUCCCGGAGCAAUCUGUCGUGGGCUGAAUCAAGUUAAGAUGCGGGGUAAAGACGGACAAGGAGCAAACCACAGCAAUAUUCAGCAGUGCCCUCCAGAAGUGCCCGGUGUGAGCCCAGGCCACAUGCCAUCCCUUCGAGGCCACUGUGUAUUUAGGCUGAAACCAAGACCCCUCAGGAGAGGCGGACUCGUUACCUGAGCAAGGCUGCGUCAGCAGGAGCGGGGCUGUGGGCCUCAGUGCUUUUUAGAGUUAGAAACAAUUCACAAUCUUGAACCAGAAAUCACCCACAGCACAGCUUAACCUCCUCAUUUCUGCCUUUAAAAAGUGCAUGAGCAUCUAUAGUUUUAAAGACACCUCCUUAGAAGGCACUUUGGCCCUUCCUCUAUUUAAUCGUAUUUACAUAUCUAUUUUUUAUAAAUAGCAGUAUAUAAAUUCAAAGAGGACUUGGUGGUUAUAACCCCAACUUUUCAUUGGCAGGAAGGAAGCAUCGACACACAAACAAUUUGGCCGAGUGGCUUUGUGUCACCAGGGCACUCAGGGCCAGGGAGACUGCAGGCCCCUGUGGCUUUUCUGGGGUCCUGCUCUUCUCCCAAGAGGGUCUGUCAUCAGUGACAGGCAUGUCAAGGACACGUCAUUUGUCCUUUAUCCCAGAAAUGCUUACUGAGCACCUGCUCUGUGCAAGGCACAGUUCAACGCUGAGAAAUACUGCUCUCCAUUUAUUGGGGAUUUUAUCAUUUGACCAUAGCCUAUAGAUUUAUGUAUUGAUUUAAAUCUAUUAACUAUUGAUUUCUGUGUUCUGUUCUCAAAACUUCAUCGUUCCUGAUGCCAUUUCUAACUGUCUUCCAGAGGGGUUUGAGAGCAUUCACAACUACAAAAUUCAAGCAAGUCGACUCAUGAAGGUCUUAAAUAGAGCAAAUAAUCCCAAGUGAGAUUCAGUCAUAUUUUUGUUUUUCACAUUUGGGGAGAGUGGUUGACUUUGAGUCAAACAUACACACUUUAAAGACCCGUGUUUAAUUCUGGACUGGAUGGGAACUUGGUCUCAGUGUGGAACCUUUCCAUGCAGUCUGCGGUGGCACUGAGGGUGUGAAUGUGACAGCAGCGGCAGCCCCUGGCCAGAGCACAGCUCUGCUGCCAUGCCACGCCACGCCACGCCACGCGGCUUUCUAGGAGCCACGUCACCUUUCCGUGCCUAGACCUCCCCAUCUGUAGAAUGGGGUCAAUACCACCUACCUCACAGGGGUGUUGUGAAGACUUAGAAGAACGAUGGUAAACGUUUUUAACAUGUAGAUGAUAGAUGACAUACAUGAAAUCUAUACUGUAUGAGAGUUACACAAAAGUGAACAUUUGGUUAACUGUACCAGAUACUGGAAACGUGUGUUCAAAAGAGCAUUUUAUCAACUCAAAAUAGUACUAAUUUCUAGAGUUCAUGGCCUAAUUCAUUUUUUCUUUAUUGUAUGUACCAAAGAGCUUUAUGGCUUUAUUGAUUUCUGGCAUGACGCUUGCUGGUGUGAGAACGAGAGACCCGAGUGGCAGUGCCCAGGAGGGUGGUGCAGUCAGACUGGCCGAGGCCACCGCCACAGCCCUGGGCAGCGGCUUCCUCGGGCAUGAACACGCCCAGCGGGCUGUCAGCAUGCACUUACUUGGCGAACUCCAGUCGGAUUGGUUCUAAACUUAUGCAGACCACGCUUAGCUAAGUAAACGCCACUGAGUAGGACUGCAGAAUGGAAGGGGUGGUUGGGGAUUGGCACCCACCCCCAGGUCCUUGAGGGCAACUUCUUUCCUGCUGUACGCAGCAGGCUCAGCUUUAAUGACAUUUCUGGGGGCAGUGAAGUUGUGUUUUUAAUAGGUGGCGAGCAGCUGGUGACGGCCCUGGCUUUGCAGAUGGAAGUCAAAGGUGUUGAAUUUGACCUUCCUCCACCUGCCUGCAGGGCCAAGCGCUCAGAAGGGAGGCCUUAGUGUUGGGCGGCUAGGCCACCUGGGGCUCGCCACGUGGGGCUCUAGGUAUUCUGCUCCACUUUAAAGAGCAAUUCUGUGGGCGGGGGUAGUGAGAACAUCCACCCCCUGAUUUGUAAUCCCAGGGCAGAAGUGAGCAAUUACUUAUGGAUAAAAGAUGAACUAUUUAGGGCAGGGUUUGGCGAGUGAUUGACUUUCAUCUAGUCCUGAGAUCUUCAGAUUAUUUUUAACUGUAUAAAUUUAGUAGUGACAGAGUGCACGGCAGAGAAUCAGGUUAAUGAGGUACACGCUUCCUGUUAUUCCCAAAAGCUUUUUGGGUGAAGGCCACGUCCCCAGUUCCCUCAAAUUAAGAAACUGUCAGGAGAUUUUGUUUUCCACUGCAGGUUUUAAAGUGGAAAUUCUUAAGUGGAACAUAGGCACUGCACAGAACAAAGCUGCUUUGAAGCGGUAUAAAAUGAAACAUUUUACAAGGAUUUGCAGGUUGGGCUGAGAAGGGCACUUUACAGGGCAGGGAGUGGGGUGAGCCUGGCAGAAAGCAAAAGGCAGCAUACCCCACCGUCUGGCACUGGUGUGAAUCUCUUUUUGAGCCUAAACCUAAACGUGAUGAAUCCCUUCCAUCCAUUUCACACUCUUGGUGAUGACAUGAUAGGGGAAACAUUCGUAAGCCAACACAUUGUGUUAACAGACGAGGCUGGGAGGGCCUUGGCCACAGCUCAUUUUGGUAGCAGUCCCUCUCCUAGGUACAUUAGCCCGUCCCUUCUCUGCACUUCCUUACUGCCUUAGGUAGAUGUGCUGUCCCGCCGAUUUUGCUUCUGUAGUGACCUGGUGAGGUCAGGCAGCCUUGGCAUGGCCAGCGUGGUGGGAGAGGCUUGCUCUCUGCCCCGCUAUAAAAGCUUGACGCCUGUCCUGGGCCUGGAAGACCGGCCCUCAGGAGGGGUCCCAAGCACUUGCUCUCGGGAAGCCGUCUAUAGCUAGGAGAGUACCUUAAUGGAGCAAUUAUUCUACUCUUCUUUUUACAUGCAGAAAUGUUUAUUUAAAUAUUUUAAAUUGGAUUUUCUUUCACAGAUACUGAUAUUCUUUCCAAUUCUUAAAUAAAACUACUUGAUUUCACUACGAA
Molecule: messenger RNA, 4198 nt
Organism: Rhinolophus ferrumequinum (greater horseshoe bat)
Lineage: Eukaryota; Metazoa; Chordata; Mammalia; Chiroptera; Rhinolophidae
Gene: ICMT
Product: isoprenylcysteine carboxyl methyltransferase
Exons: 5
Coding region: 96-950 (284 amino acids)
Biological process (GO): C-terminal protein methylation
Cellular component (GO): endoplasmic reticulum; membrane
Molecular function (GO): protein C-terminal S-isoprenylcysteine carboxyl O-methyltransferase activity
Source: RefSeq, a predicted model, not a curated record